Molecule: messenger RNA, 7335 nt
Organism: Mugil cephalus (flathead mullet)
Lineage: Eukaryota; Metazoa; Chordata; Actinopteri; Mugiliformes; Mugilidae
Gene: arfgef1
Product: ADP-ribosylation factor guanine nucleotide-exchange factor 1 (brefeldin A-inhibited)
Exons: 40
Coding region: 246-6116 (1956 amino acids)
Biological process (GO): regulation of ARF protein signal transduction
Molecular function (GO): guanyl-nucleotide exchange factor activity
Source: RefSeq, a predicted model, not a curated record
GACGUCGUUUCCUCUCUCCAACAUGGCGCAGGAGGCAGGUCGUUAAUGGCAAUCUGAGGGAUUUACCCCACCUUCCGUGUUUACUUAUGUUCGUCUGACAGGGGCUCUGCGGCUGACAUUUGUGAAGGAAUACAUCUCCAUUCGAGGCGGCUGCAGACCCCCUCCCAAUCCCCCCCCCGUCCCCAUCCCAUCCCCACCCCCCUUUUUGGGACCGGGCAACACCUCGCUCCAGAUUGCGGUGCGACAUGUUUGAGGGCAAAAAGACGAAAAACAUGUUCCUCACACGAGCUUUGGAAAAGAUCCUGGCCGACAAGGAGGUGAAGAAGGCGCACCACUCACAACUGCGCAAAGCCUGCGAGGUGGCACUGGAGGAAAUAAAAGAGGAAUCAGAAAAAUUAAGUCCACCCAGCGGAGACGGCAAAUCAGGAUCCAGCACUUUACCGCCAAUCAAAUCAAAGACCAACUUCAUUGAAGCCGACAAGUACUUCUUGCCGUUUGAGCUGGCAUGUCAGUCCAAAUGUCCCCGCAUCGUCAUCACGUCGCUCGACUGUUUACAGAAGCUGAUAGCAUAUGGCCACCUGACAGGCAGCGCCCCGGACAACACAGCCCCGGGCAAGAAACUCAUCGACAGGAUCAUCGAGACCAUCUGUGCUUGUUUCCAAGGACCGCAGACUGAUGAGGGCGUACAGCUACAGAUCAUUAAGGCUCUGUUGACGGCAGUGACCUCUCAGCACAUAGAAAUCCACGAAGGUACCGUUCUGCAGGCCGUGCGCACCUGCUACAACAUCUACCUGGCCAGCAAGAACCUCAUCAACCAGACCACGGCCAAGGCCACGCUCACGCAGAUGCUCAACGUCAUCUUCGCGCGCAUGGAGAAUCAAGCACUUACAAAUCACAAGCUAUCUUGGUCUCUGGCCUCCAGAAAGCGUGACCGCCAGCUGCAGGAAGCGAAGCAGCUGGAAAGAGAGCGGCACCGGCAGCACUCCCCGGUCGCCCAGCACACCGAGCCAGACUCCCCCCAGCUCCAGGCCCACGCGCACCCGCCGGCCAAGGGCCCGACCCAGGAGGCCAACGGGCCCGUCAGCCCCGCGACCCCCAGCGUCACCAACCCCUCCACCCCGUCCACCCCGUCCACGCCGGCGCCCGAGUGCGGCGGCAGGUCCGUGUCCGGGGAGGAGCAAAGGGAGCAGGGCCCGGCCUACGAGAGCCCGGACCCGGAGAACGGUUCGGCCUUCUGCGCGGCGGAGAACGAGCAGACCGAGGCGGACCAAGCCACGGCAGCAGCUCAGAAUGCAGCGUCCCAGCCGCAUGCAGCGGCAGGCGAGGGUGAGGAACAGGGCGCCCCAAACUACGAGGAGAAAGCCCAGGAAAUAGUCCAGAGUAUACUACAGGAGGUGGUCAAUACUGUUGCAGGAGGUCACUGCCUGGACCCGGCGAACCUCUGCUCUGACACUAAGGAGGCCGGCGGCGAGGGCGAGCCGGCCGAGCCAGAGCCUGAGCCAGAGCCAGAGCCGGAGCCGGCCGAAGCGGUGACGGAGGGCACCCAGGGCUCACUGGAGGACGAGGGCACCCUGGGGAGCGACAGCGAGCACGUCCACGCCAACGGCAUUCCCGGCACGCCCAUUUCCGCCAGCUUCACCCCCUCGCUGCCCGACGACAGGCUGUCCGUCUCAUCCACUGACACUCAGGAAUCCGGAGCAACACCGGGCCAGCCACCCGGUGCUAAAUUCUCCCACAUCCUCCAGAAAGAUGCCUUUCUUGUCUUUCGCUCGCUCUGCAAGUUGUCCAUGAAGCCGCUGUCAGACGGGCCACCUGAUCCCAAAUCCCACGAGCUGCGAUCGAAGGUCUUGUCCCUCCAGCUGCUGCUGUCCAUCCUACAGAACGCCGGGCCCAUUUUCAAGACCAACGAGAUGUUCAUCAACGCCAUCAAGCAAUAUCUGUGCGUGGCCCUGUCCAAGAACGGAGUCUCCUCUGUGCCUGAGGUCUUUGAACUCUCCCUCUCCAUUUUCCUCACUCUGCUGUCCCACUUCAAGACGCACCUCAAGAUGCAGAUCGAGGUGUUCUUCAAAGAGAUCUUCCUGUACAUCCUUGAGACGUCCACGAGCUCCUACGACCACAAGUGGAUGGUCAUACAAACCCUCACUAGAAUAUGUGCAGAUGCCCAGAGUGUGGUGGACAUCUACGUGAACUACGAUUGUGACUUGAAUGCUGCUAACAUAUUCGAACGGCUUGUCAACGACCUCUCGAAAAUCGCCCAGGGACGCGGAGGUCAUGAGCUCGGCACAACACCACUACAGGAGCUGACCCUGAGAAAGAAAGGCCUCGAAUGCCUGGUGUCCAUCCUGAAAUGUAUGGUGGAAUGGAGUAAAGAUCAAUAUGUCAACCCCAAUUCCCAGACCAGCCUCGGCCAAGAGAAACCAUCGGAGCAGGAGAGCACGGAGACCAAGGCCCCGGAGACCAUAAACCGCUAUGGCAGCAUUAACUCACUGGACUCCACAGCCUCGUCCGGGAUCGGAAGCUACAGCACACAGAUGUCAGGCACCGACAACCCCGAGCAGUUCGAGGUCCUCAAACAGCAAAAGGAGAUCAUCGAGCAGGGCAUCGAUCUGUUCAACAAGAAACCAAAGAGAGGAAUCCAGUACCUUCAAGAGCAAGGCAUGCUGGGUACGACCCCGGAGGACCUCGCUCAGUUCUUGCACCAGGAGGAGAGGCUUGAUUCGACUCAAGUGGGAGAAUUCCUUGGAGAUAAUGACCGUUUCAAUAAAGAAGUGAUGUACGCCUACGUGGAUCAGAUGGACUUCCAGGGCAAGGACUUCGUCUCCGCACUACGGAUGUUCCUGGAGGGCUUUCGUCUUCCCGGGGAGGCCCAGAAGAUUGACCGGCUCAUGGAGAAAUUUGCCGCGAGAUAUCUCGAAUGCAAUCAGGGGCAAACGCUCUUCGCCAGUGCCGACACUGCGUACGUCCUCGCCUACUCCAUCAUUAUGCUGACGACAGACCUCCACAGUCCGCAGGUGAAGAAUAAAAUGACAAAAGAGCAAUACAUCAAGAUGAACCGGGGCAUCAACGACAGCAAAGACCUGCCGGAGGAGUAUCUCUCGGCCAUCUACGACGAGAUUGCGGGGAAGAAGAUUGCUAUGAAGGAGACGAAGGAGCUCACCAUGAAAUCCAACAAGCAGAGUGUGGCCAGUGAGAAGCAGAGGCGCCUGCUGUACAAUGUGGAGAUGGAGCAGAUGGCCAAGACGGCCAAAGCCCUGAUGGAGGCCGUGAGUCACGUCCAGGCUCCCUUCACCAGUGCCACACAUCUGGAGCACGUGAGGCCCAUGUUCAAGCUGGCGUGGACGCCCUUCCUGGCUGCUUUCAGCGUGGGCCUCCAGGACUGCGACGACACCGAGGUGGCCUCGCUGUGUCUCGAAGGAAUCCGCUGUGCCAUCAGGAUAGCGUGCAUCUUCUCCAUACAGCUGGAGAGGGAUGCGUACGUGCAGGCGCUGGCGCGGUUCACUCUGCUGACGGCCAGCUCCGGCAUCGCGGAAAUGAAGCAGAAGAACAUCGACACCAUCAAGACCCUCAUCACUGUGGCCCACACGGACGGCAACUACCUGGGCAACUCCUGGCAUGAGAUCAUGAAGUGCAUUAGUCAGUUGGAGCUGGCUCAGCUGAUCGGUACGGGGGUCAAGGCGCGCUACAUCUCAGGGACGGUGCGGGGCAAGGAGGGCUUCAUCACAAGCACGAAGGAGCAGAGCAACGACGAGUACCUGGGCCUAGUCGGAGGGACGGUGGACCGGAAGCAGAUCGCCAGCAUUCAAGAGUCGAUCGGAGAGACCAGCUCUCAGAGUGUGGUGGUGGCCGUGGACAGAAUAUUCACAGGUUCUACCAGACUGGAUGGCAACGCAAUAGUUGAUUUCGUGCGCUGGCUGUGCGCCGUGUCCAUGGAUGAGCUGGCCUCGCCCACGCACCCACGUAUGUUCAGCCUGCAGAAAAUAGUUGAGAUCUCCUAUUACAACAUGGGUCGCAUCAGGCUGCAGUGGUCCAGGAUCUGGGAGGUUAUCGGGGACCACUUCAACAAGGUUGGCUGCAGCACCAACGAAGACGUGGCCAUCUUCGCGGUGGAUUCCCUCAGGCAGCUGUCCAUGAAGUUUUUGGAAAAAGGCGAGCUGGCGAACUUCAGGUUCCAGAAGGACUUUCUGAGGCCUUUUGAGCAUAUCAUGAAAAAGAACAGAUCCCCCACCAUUAGAGACAUGGUGGUGCGCUGCAUAGCCCAGAUGGUUAACUCCCAGGCGGCGAACAUCCGUUCAGGAUGGAAGAACAUCUUCUCCGUCUUCCACUUGGCCGCCUCCGACCAGGAUGAGAGCAUCGUGGAGCUGGCCUUCCAGACCACGGGCCACAUCGUCACGAAUGUAUUUGAGAAGCACUUUGCGGCCACAAUCGACUCCUUCCAGGACGCCGUCAAGUGUCUGUCGGAGUUCGCCUGCAACGCCUCUUUCCCGGACACCAGCAUGGAAGCCAUCCGCCUCAUCCGACACUGCGCCAAAUACGUCUCCGAGAGACCGCAGGCGUUCAAAGAUUACACCAGUGAUGACAUGAAUGUAGCGCCCGAGGACCGCGUGUGGGUGCGAGGUUGGUUCCCCAUCCUCUUCGAGCUCUCCUGCAUCAUCAACAGGUGCAAAUUGGAUGUCAGGACCAGGGGCCUGACGGUGAUGUUCGAGGUGAUGAAGACCUACGGGCACACCUUUGAAAAGCACUGGUGGCAAGACCUUUUCAGAAUCGUCUUCAGGAUCUUUGACAACAUGAAGUUGCCUGAGCAACAGACUGAGAAAGCAGAGUGGAUGACCACGACCUGCAACCAUGCACUUUACGCCAUCUGUGACGUCUUCACCCAGUACUUCGAGUCCCUCAGCGGCGUCCUGUUGGACGACAUCCUGGCUCAGCUGUACUGGUGUGUGCAGCAAGAUAAUGAGCAGCUUGCCCGUUCAGGCACCAACUGUCUGGAGAACGUGGUCAUCUUGAACGGAGAGAAGUUCUCUCCAGAGACCUGGGACAAGACGUGUAACUGCAUGCUGGACAUCUUCAAGACCACGAUCCCCCACUCGCUGUUGACGUGGAGACCAGCAGGUAUGGAGGGAGAACACAUGACAACGCAGAGCCUGGCGGACAAACAGCUGGACUCGGUUUCCCAGAAGUCUGUGGACAUUCAGUCCCGAUCCGAUGACCAGCACUCCGUCAGCAGUGCCGACAGGUCGGCUCUGGAGAACCGUCGUCAGAGUCAGUACAGCUCGGCCUCGGGCGCGCUGGAGGACGGCUCCAGGAGCAGGACCCCUACAAAGGUCCUGGAGCAGCGCUUAUUCACCGCUUUGCUCAUCAAGUGCGUGGUGCAGCUGGAGCUGAUCCAGACCAUCGACAACAUCGUGUUUUUUCCCGCCACCAGUAAGAAGGAAGAUGCAGAGAACUUCGCUGCUGCUCAGCGGGACGUCGUGACUGCAGCAGAUGUCCCGGUGGAGACCCAGGACCAGGGCAUGUAUCGCUACCUGACCUCGGAGCAGCUGUUUAAGCUGCUGGACUGUCUGCUGGAGUCUCACCGCUUCGCCAAGGCUUUCAACUCCAACAACGAGCAGAGGACCUUACUGUGGAAAGCAGGUUUUAAAGGAAAGUCGAAGCCCAACCUGUUGAAGCAGGAGACCAGCAGCCUGGCGUGUGGGCUGCGCAUCCUGUUUCGCAUGUACAUGGACGAGAGCCGCCAGGACGCCUGGGAGGAGGUCCAGAGACGACUGCUCAACGUGUGCAGCGAGGCCGUCGCGUACUUCUUGGCUCUGAACUCAGAGAGCCACAGAGAAGCCUGGACCAACCUGCUGCUGCUGUUCCUCACCAAGGUGCUAAAGAUCAGCGAUGAAAGGUUCAAGGCUCACGCCUCCAGGUACUACCCCCUCCUGUGUGAGAUCAUGCAGUUCGACCUGAUCCCAGAGCUCCGAGCCGUUCUACGAAAGUUCUACCUGCGCAUCGGCCUCGUGUUCCACAUCGCGCAGCUGCCCGAGCCCGAGCCUGAGCCGGAGCCUCAGCCGGCGCGCGCCGAGCCGGAGACGGACACGGAGGUCGGGGAGGAGGCCGGCGAGGAGGCCCAGUGAUGGUGCACCGCGACCGGACUGUGCUGUGACUCUGUGCCGCCUCAGGAUCCUUCCUUCCUUCCUUCCUUUCUCCCUUUGUGUUUUAAGCCAAACACUCGACUUAAAUGGCUGAUUCAUCGAUCGGCCUGUCUGUUAUCACCCACCCGCACCCUUAACCCCCCCGUCGACACACAAACACCGACACAACUACAGCCCAGGCGGAGAACUAGCGAUCACGAUAAAAAAACAGUAACGUCUCGUACCAAGGUGUAGCGAUGCCUCUACUGGAUAAAACUACUGAUAAACAACUGACAGUUUCCCAUAUCUCUGAUCUCCUCAGAAGGAGUAGGUUUCAAAACAAAAAAAAAAAAAAAUGUGUGCUUCUUACUGUAUAUUUAAAAAAAAAAGAAAAAAGUAAUGAAUGAAUGGAUCCAGCAACAUGCAAAAAGACAUUCAGCAACUAUGAAAUGUGACACUGGUCACACACUGAUAGUAAUGCUCUUUCUGUCUGCGCCGCAGAUGGCUAACAUUAGUAUUGAUAGCCUCUUGGAUGAAACUAGUUGUACAGAUCUGCCGCUAUGUAAUAUAAUCUUAUAACACUAGAUUUCAUUUAUUUUUCUUUAUUGUUUUUUUUUUUUUUUUCCUUCUCUGGAUUUGCUGCACUUGAUCUCUUUUUUGAAUGCACUGGAGAUUUUACUUUUGUGAUAAUUUAUUGGACCGUACCAUCCUCCCGCAGAUUGUCCCCACGCAGUACGAUUUGUAAUUAAAACAGCGCCGCGGAACGUGAAGGGUUAAAUUAUUCCAUUUUAUAUGUUGUUAGGUUUUUAACGGAGGUAGGCGAUAACUGGGCUUCUGGAACUGGAAGACGAGAGAGCAAACCGAUGCUAGCUGCUUUAGAGUCACUAGUCUGUUUUUUUUUUCUUCUUUUUCUUUUUUGAUUUCAUGUGAGUUUAGUUUUCACUUGUGUACAAAAUCAAAAGUUAAUAAUAUAUUUAAUGUUUUCGGUUUUUUCUUUGAUUUUUUUUGGGGAAAGUGGACAUGUAUAGAGAAAAUGACAAAUGUUAGCUGUGCUUUAAGUAUGAAUGGGAUGCAUUCCUGCUCAUGGAUGUAGAAAACAAAAUGUAUAUGAUGCAGCAAUGUAAAGUUUUCUAUGUUGCAAAAGAUUAUGUACAACUUUCUGUACAAUACAUCAUCUGGCAUUCUAAUCAGGUUCUAGGUCAAUAAAGUUUUUGAACUUGGA